This is a messenger RNA of Frieseomelitta varia, 1957 nucleotides long. RefSeq names its product sideroflexin-2 (gene Sfxn2). Lineage: Eukaryota; Metazoa; Arthropoda; Insecta; Hymenoptera; Apidae. The record is from RefSeq and is a predicted model, not a curated record. Gene Ontology annotation, cellular component: mitochondrial inner membrane. The transcript has 9 exons. The coding region runs from base 174 to 1154 and encodes 326 amino acids. Gene Ontology annotation, molecular function: monoatomic ion transmembrane transporter activity. Gene Ontology annotation, biological process: serine import into mitochondrion; monoatomic ion transport.
UAUGCCUUUUAAAGUCUCGUUCGAGUGUCAAACGUGCCGUUCGAUGUCAUAGUGUCAAAUAAUCGAUACACACGUCUCAAUUUGAACGUUUUAUACCAUACACCGCAUUGAGAUAUAAAAUAUUCUGAGUUUCACUGGCAAUCACGAUUGAAACCACAGUAUAUCCCUCGAAAAUGAGGGAGGAGAGACUGGAUGUAGAUCAACCUUUAUGGGAUCUUAGCACUUUCGCAGGCAGAUGGAAGCAUUUCGCUUGGCAAACCGAUUUUCGCACUUGUACUGUCAGUAAUUCCGAGUUGCUAGAGGCAAAGAAACUACUCGAGGACUAUAAACUUGGGAAAGAGCCAGCUGGUACAACCCGGGAGCAAGUUGUCUAUGCUAAGAAGCUUUACGAGUCGGCCUUUCAUCCCGACACCGGUGACCUGCAAAAUGUCUUCGGUAGAAUGUCCUUCCAAGUGCCAGGUGGAAUGCUUAUUACCGGUGCCAUGCUUCAGUUUUACAAAACGACUACAGCUGUGGUUUUUUGGCAAUGGGUGAACCAGUCGUUCAAUGCGUUGGUUAAUUACACGAACAGAAAUGCCAACAGCCCUACAACCGUGUCUCAAUUAGGGGUGGCAUACUUCAGUGCUACUUCAGCGGCUAUGAUAACGGCUAUAGGAUGCAAAUCAUUUUGGGCAAAACGGGCGAGCCCUCUUAUGGCGCGUUAUGUGCCAUUUGCUGCCGUGGCGGCUGCAAAUUGUGUGAACAUUCCCCUGAUGCGACAGAACGAAAUCACCAGUGGAAUUGACAUCAGCGAUGAGAACGGCAAUAAAUUGACCAAGUCAAAACUCGCAGCAGUUAAAGGCAUUAGUCAAGUAGUCAUCUCGAGAAUCGUUAUGUGCGCACCUGGCAUGUUGAUCCUCCCACCUAUUAUGGAAAGACUAGAAAAAUACGCUUGGAUGCAGAAGAUCAAAUUUUUGCACGCACCUAUACAAGUUAUGUUAGUUGGUUGUUUUCUGACGUUCAUGGUUCCUACGGCGUGUGCAUUAUUCCCACAAAACUGCUCAAUUAAAUCUAGUACUUUGGAACGCUGGGAACCUGAGAAUUACGAACUCUUAAAGAAGAAUUGCGAAAUCAAGAAAAUACCCACAUACUUAUAUUUCAACAAAGGUUUAUAAUUAAUGAACGCUGUAGUCGUGAUAAAAGAUCAUCAAGGGUGCUCUUUUUCAUCGUCCUGCAUAAGAUAAUAAAGUGAUUAAUAACUAAAUUGAACAAAUUUUCGCCUACAAUAAGUCAUCAGGAAUAUUUGUAGUUUCCUGCUGGUCCAGAGAAUGAAGAAAGCUUGUUCUAAGGACAAGAAAUACGACAAUAUCAUAUUACAAAUUAUUUUUAUCCUAUAUAGCAAUACGUUUUGUUUGUAAGAUUUAUUAUGUAUCUAAGUGAUAUGUCGGUGUAAAUUAUUAUUCAUUAUGUAUUUUCAUCAAUAAUGAUUAGGAUUAAUGAUGAUUCCUCUUGCAAUAGGAAUAACAUUAGUAAAAACAUUAAUAACUACCUUUUUGCACGCAAAAUAUUUCGGACGAUAAUAAUUUGUUUUUACUGAACGCUCAAUCGUUUUACUUUAAUUAAACUAGAUAAACAAUAUUUCUUUAAAGAGUGUUUAGAUGAUUAAUAUAUAUUGUCUAUAUUUCAAGAUUCUCAACAUUAUUAUACGCAGAGAACAAUUAAUAUAUUGAUCAUCUGAGGAUUCCUUACUUACGAGAAUGUUGAGAACUCUGAAAUAUAAACAAUAUAUAUCAAUCAUUUUAACUCUGUAAUAAUUUAUACUAUGUUUUAAUAUCAUAUAUUGUUAAAUCUCUGAUUUUAGAUUUUAAAAUCAUGUCGACGUUACUAAUUGUUACUACCUCCUUGAACUGUUAACAAAAGAAAAAGGUACCAUGUAUAUUUUAGUAAUAUUACAAUAAACUUGGAAACUGAAUUUCAA